GACAUUGUUGCCUGGCUCUCCUGACAGAGAUGAGUCCGGCCCUCACCUUGUGGCUGCUGGCCGCAGCCUGCAGCGUAGCACCCACACUAAGGGGCGACGACCGUGUUCUGGGGGGCGAGCCGGCGGACAUCUCGCAGUUCCCCUGGCAGGUCUCCGUGGAGUAUGUGGAGGCGCACCGCUGCGGCGCCUCCAUCGUCAGCGCCAACUGGGUGAUGACGGCUGCGUGGUGCAUCUGGGGCACCGAACCAAUCUAUUACGUGCUGCGGGUCGGUACAUCUAUACGCGAGAGUGGCGGCGCCACAUACACGGUGUCCGAUUUGUUCUGGCACGAAGAUUUCGAUUAUGUUUUGACAGAUAGAGACAUUGGUUUCUUCGAGAUCUCUGGCUCCAUCUCGUUUGGCGACAACGUUCAGGCUGUGGCUCUGGCUACUGAGGAGCUCGAGGCCGGCAGCACCGUCACGGUGAGCGGCUGGGGUAGCCUUCAACCUGGGGUGGACUACCCGGAGCAGCUGCACGCCGUCAACACGACUAUCAUCGACCGUUCCUCCUGCAACGACACCUACGAAGGAAUAGUCACAGAGAACAUGAUUUGCGCUGGUGAACCAGAAGGCGGCAAAGACGCUUGCAAUGGUGACAAAGGUGGUCCCCUGGUUGCGAACUCCACGCAAUACGGAAUCGUCUCGUGGGGCUAUGGCUGUUUUUACCCACCAUAUCCAGGAGUGUACACCAACAUCGUUUCCCUGCGCUCUUGGAUUAACGAAACAAUCGGUGUCUAAUUGUUUGCUUUUCACAUUCAAAAGGUUGCCUCCUGAAACCAUACACACAUUGAGGCAUACAAACGUGUACAUUUUUUUAUUUGAUUUAUGAAAUUAUUCUACGCCUGAGCAUUCAUUAUCAAAUUAAAGAAGGUGUUAGAUCUUUCGCUCUAUUUUUGCAGCAUAAAAAGAUUAUGUAAGUGUUUAUUUCUUUACUCAUUAUUGUUUGAUUUCAUAGUCAUAUAAUAGUUAGCUGCCGGAGAACGAAACAUGGUCAGAAAAGAGAGUGUUUGGUGAUGUAAAACUGUGUCAUUGUUCACUAUCCAUGCAAAGAAAUGGUUUGCAUGGUAAUAAUAACCACACUAAAUACAUAGACUGCAAGUUAGACUUACAAAUAUCGAAAUGGGGAAAACGAUAGCGUACUGAUGGCGUGCGUCAUCGCACUCACUGAUUUCAACUCAUUUACAGGCUGAUAAUCAAACAAAACUAAUUUCGUUAGUGCAUUAAUGUAGGGUUAGGUACUAUAUUACUCAGUUAAAGAGGAGGAAGUCUAUAUAACAUUUUUAUAGAACAAAAAGUUACAGGAAUGAUACAACCUUACAUUUCCGAGGCUCGAAGUAGAAGAAGCAGCAAGGACUAACAGUUCUAGUGUUUUAACAAAAAGCAAUCGAAAAAUUCUGUUUCACAGGUAAUUAGGAUACAAAGAUGAACUUGAUGUUCUGCUUAUAAUAAAAAAUUUUAUUAUAAGUAUUACUGUUUCGACUCAUGUAUCAUAAAAUGUAUGUAUGAAAGAGUAAUUUCAAAAG
Molecule: messenger RNA, 1561 nt
Organism: Schistocerca nitens (vagrant locust)
Lineage: Eukaryota; Metazoa; Arthropoda; Insecta; Orthoptera; Acrididae
Product: vitellin-degrading protease-like
Exons: 2
Coding region: 30-776 (248 amino acids)
Biological process (GO): proteolysis
Molecular function (GO): serine-type endopeptidase activity
Source: RefSeq, a predicted model, not a curated record